Molecule: messenger RNA, 2868 nt
Organism: Puntigrus tetrazona (Sumatra barb)
Lineage: Eukaryota; Metazoa; Chordata; Actinopteri; Cypriniformes; Cyprinidae
Gene: arl14
Product: ADP-ribosylation factor-like 14
Exons: 1
Coding region: 1165-1773 (202 amino acids)
Biological process (GO): vesicle-mediated transport; intracellular protein transport
Cellular component (GO): cytoplasm
Molecular function (GO): GTP binding; GTPase activity
Source: RefSeq, a predicted model, not a curated record
GUUGCAACUGAGUAAGCGUUCUAUAAGUCUGCCCUUACACACUCUUACUGGAUCUGACGCCCAGUAGUUCAGUCGUCGUAACGUAUAUAUAUGUACGUUUGAGCUCGGUGUUGGCACGGAGUUUACGAGACACCCAACGGUCUACACUUCAAGGAUUUUUCCGCACGCAAAAAUGGGUCAGUGUAGUUCAAGGACAGCCGAGCAGUUUAACGAGUUUGCGUCGCUUACGACUAUAAAGUUGUGUGAAAAACGCACUCCCGGCGUUUCUCAAGGAAAAUGGAGAGCGGACGCCUCUCAGAACGAAGCGGCAGCGGAGAGACGGCGCCGUGGCUGCGGGACUCACGACGACUGCUCUGGACUCGUCUUUGUGGCUGAUCCGACUGGUGGGGUGUGGAUAGACGAAACCCUCGGGAGACAAAGGUGAACCUGCGGAUGUGAACUUUUAGUCGUCGUUCUUCUUGUUUUUCCCUGAAAUCCACCGUGAGGUUUCUAAAGGUGAUGAAGUCAAACCAGUGCUGGACGUAUCUGGAAAGACUGAGAUGGGAUGUCUGUGGGGCCCAUUUAACUUUUUUUAUUUGUUUGUUUGGUUUCCACUAACUGAAAUGGAAACAGAUUUAUUUGAAGAGUUUUUCCAAGACAUUUAUGAUGUCAUAAUGCCUGGUCACGGUCACACGUGUCAUGAAGUCAGUUGAUAAAUGUAAUGGGAAACUCAUGAUUGAUUUCUUUAAACACACGUCUCAGGGCAACAGUCUUAACUGUAGACUUGUAAUUAUUUAUUUCAUAUCUAUUUAUUAGUUUUGCAAAGGUUAAAUUUUCAAGGUCCUAUUUUAUGUCAGAUGACGUUCUUUAGUUUCUUUAGGAUCUUUUUGAACAUGUGACGUGGGAACCCAUGAGAUUAUAAUUUAGUUUUAGCAUGCGAUAUUUUGUUGAAACGUGUACAUUAAGACAUGAGAGAAAUAUUAAGCAGAACUCCGUUCCAGGCAUUCUUAGCGUAUCAUUUGGGAGGUGUCCUGUGAUACUUUGACCCAUUAAUCGUACAGCACUAUGUAGAUAAGCUAGAUAUAAUACAUCACCGAGUGACGCAGACACCAUCUUAAGUAAACUUACAUUUGUUGCGAGAUCACAGCGAGAAGCUUUGGUGUUUGUGUACACCUGACCUACACAAUGGGCCAUUCAGGAUCCAGACACAAACCUGAAACCCGCAUCCUCCUCUUAGGGCUCGACGGAGCUGGAAAAUCAACGCUUCUUUACAAACUGAAGUACAACGAGGACUUCCACACGGUUCCUACAAUUGGAUUCAAUGUGGAAAUGAUCGAAGCGAAGAAGAACAGGGACAAAGUCACCCUGACCGUGUGGGACGUCGGAGGGCAGGUCAAGAUGCGAGCGCACUGGAGGAAUUUUUACCAGGACACGGCUGGAAUUGUGUUCGUCGUUGACUCUUCUGAUAUUAAGCGUCUGGACGAGGCCAAGAGCGUGCUGGAACAGACCUUAAAGAGCGACCACCUCAGGGGACUCCCGGUGGUGGUUCUAGCCAACAAGCAAGAUAUUGUACAAGCUGCAACGGUAACCGAGAUCACAGAGCAGUUUAACCUGAGAAAGAGCUGCAGUGAUCGAGACUGGUUCAUUCAGCCGUGUUCUGGGCUGACUGGAGCGGGGCUGGUGGACGGCUUCAGACGAAUGGCACACCUGGUGAAAAUGAUACCCGAGGACAAUAACAUCAAAGAGACUGUGAAGUACAUAACAUCAAAAUCAGUUAUAUCAAUGAAGAAGUAGUAUGCAUGGCAAAUUAUUAACCACUUUUUAUGGAAAGUUAUGUACACGGCGCUACUACAUUUUUAUAGUUCAUAACAGGUGUACUGGGAGAAAAACUCACUACUGAAAAAAAUGCAAAAGUUAUCUGGCUUAUAAAUGAAUUUGAAAUUGAAUAUAGCAACCAAGAUAAAUCUUCGAUGUCUGCGAUGAAAUUAAUGCCCAUACGAACAGCAAAAAGAAUCAUGUACACUGAAAUGGAGGAUGAAUAAUAGGGACCAUAAAAGGGUCUAAAAAGUUACAAUGAUUAAUUUAAUGUAUUUAACAUAUGCUUCAAAGUACACUUUUAAUGUACAGUUUGUAUUUAAAUUUGUUUUGAAACGUACUUGACAACCAGACUUUCAAAAAGUUAUUCAAGUAAUUGUGAAGUAAAGGGAAGAAGAAGAAAAAAAAAAAAAAAAAAAAAAAAAAAGUGCCAAAUGUUACUUUAAAUUAUAAUUCAAAAAUAUUUAUGGGUGCACAUCAAAAAAUGUGAAAGUUUUUUUUUUUUUAAUUGCACAAAAAAAAACACUUCAAUUGAGAUUAAUUUUAAUGUAUAAACACCAUUUCUGUGACCACAGCAUCUGCAGUAAUCGGCAAGGACCAAGAUGAGAGGUUCUAAAAUUUUUAUUUAUUUUUUUCCUCCCCGAUAGAAAAGGUCACAUUGUCAGUUUCCAUUUUUCCCCCUCUGUGCUUACGUUCCUUAUGCAGAGAGUCACUGUUCAAACCCGCUCCCCUCUUCUGAACCGAAGAGAUCAGCAACAUUAAGGAACAGGCUCUUCUCUAAUGGACUGAAGCCCUCAGUCACUUUAUUGGUUUUAAACUCCAGUUCUUCCACAGGAAUCAUCGUGGUUGAGUUAAAGAGCUUCGGCUCCUCAGCAACAGAUGCUGAGGUGACCUCAGCUGGGCCGGACGGCGGGAACCCAGUUGACCGGGUGCUGGUUUCUUGCUUUGAUAUCAGAAACAAAGGGCCUAAUGUGGCAAUCUUGCCCUGGUCUGUUAUAAAGAGGAGAAAAGUGUUUAAGUGCCACAUUACUUGAAUAAGCUGAAGAAUGAGACAUUAAAAAUGUGAAAACCUUU